AUGGCCGUCUGCAAAUGCUGCCCUCUAUCCCUAAAAAGAAACUGGUGUGAGCUAAAAGUGCCAAGAGGUGAGAAGAGGCACAAGCGACUGGAGCAAGAGAUCCCCGAAGAGCCAAAAAAAACACAAGCUAUCGGUGCGAGCGAGGUUAGAGCCAGAGUCACGAGAGCCAGGAACCACAAACUGCAAGAGCGCGAGGGCCAAGAACCUCACGGACGAAAAGAACCUCGAGAUACAGGAGCGAGAGGAGCCAAACACAAGUUACUGAAGCAAGAAGUCAACAGCCAUAGAGGCAAGAAGAGACCCGAGCUACAGGAACGACAGCAGUCACGAGCUACAGAAGCGAGGAGAGCCAAGAGCCAAAGGGGUGAGAAGAGCCGCCAGACUCGGGAGCGAGAACAGCAAAGAGCCAAAGGAUCCAGAAUGGCCACAAGCCACAGGAGCGAGAAGAGCCAAGGUCCGCCGGGGCGAAACGAGGCACAAGCUACGCGACCGAGGAAAGACAAGAGCCAAAAGAGCCAAAAGACAAGGGCCAAAAGAGCCAAAAGACAAGGGCCAAAAGAGCCAAAAGACAAGGGCCAAAAGAGCCAAAAGACAAGGGCCAAAAGAGCCAAAAGAGCCUCACAUUACAAGCGCCAUCAGAGCCAAGAGCCGCUGGAGAGAGAAGCGACGCCACCAACAUGA
Molecule: messenger RNA, 681 nt
Organism: Penaeus vannamei (Pacific white shrimp)
Lineage: Eukaryota; Metazoa; Arthropoda; Malacostraca; Decapoda; Penaeidae
Source: RefSeq, a predicted model, not a curated record